AUCCUGAACCCUGCUCAUACCCCAGGUGUGUACCCACCACAAGAUCCUUCCACCGCCACGGUGGGAAAUCGCCGCUCAGUUCCCACCCCCACGGUGGGAACUAGUGCAUUUUCCUACCGCUACCGUGGGAACCGGUUUAUUUUCCUACCACCACUGUGGAAACCAGUCUAUUUUCCCACCGCUAGUGAGAGCCUCGUCUUUCCAUCAACAAUUCCACUCCCCUCUGUCAAACAAGAUGCCAUUCAGCAUAUUCUCUGGCACGGAGAAACUUUUCCAUGUCAUUGAACUCCCUUCCAGUCACUCCCCAGACCGUCACCCGCAUGAAACACUGCGAACUAGCCUACUUUUUCUCCGCCUGCACCAUCCCAAACUCUACCCCUCAGAUAACAUAAUCGAUUGCGCGCAAAGACUCAAGAAUGUGCUCUCUGCCCCGCUGGUCAAGAAGGAUGCUUCCACGAGUCAGAUUUUGAGGGCUGUUGCUUUGUGCAAGCGAGAGCUCUUGGAAGCUGACAGCCUCGAGAUGGCGGCUUACACCGAAGGAGGGAAACUAGCUAUCAUUGCGCUUCAUGUAGUCUCGCCUGGGCAUCGAGCCAAGUUCUUGGAUCGAAUGAAAGAAAUCCCCAUCGUCGAGAUAAGACAAUUGUUCGCGGUCCUAGCCACGAUCCAGCCACACAAAUCUUUCACCGAAUACAUUGACCUUGAGAUCACCGACCAUCAGGUGAAUAAAACCCAAAUCCGCUCACAAACUACCCUCUUGACCAGACGGAAGGCCCCUUCCAGUGAUGAAGGUGGUGAUCGGGUCAAAAGGAAAAGGAGAGGGAAGAUGGGGCAGCGGGGUGGUAAUCCUUCACUGCCGGAUGAAGAGGCGGUCGGGAACCAAGGCUCUGGUGGUAGUCUACGCGCCAAUUCUGACUCGAUCCUACCUGACCCCCCCGGCAUCUCCAACGUUGCCGUGCUCGCGCCUCCACCUGAACAUCGGCAGAGUCCGUUCGCCGACAGCCAUUCACAUACCGUUAACGGAAGCCCAAUUGGUACCUCACUGCCGUUGCCGCCAGAUGUUUCCCAAUAUCCCAGGCUCAUGCAGAACGCCGCAGCUAGAUUCAGGUCUAUGCGAGAUGCGCUUGAGAUGAAUCCAGGCGUGAAUGCAUUCGGAGAUGGCUGGAUUGGACUAGGGGCUUUACGUGACCGUGGAGUGUUUCGUGAUCCCUUCUCUCAAAGCAUCAUUCCCUAUGAAUGGCGCGGAGUAGCUCUCCAAGUGGUGGAGGGGUUCAUGUCCUGGGAGAAAAACCAAGACAUUUGUGUCAGCAUAUACAGUCAUCUCCUGCAAACUGCGACCCAAUCCUUGCCACUUCAAGCCCUGUCGAUCUUCACGAAUGACAGGAUCGCAAACGCAACGAAAUCUAUUGAUGUUAUAGAUUUCUGGGAGGAAGGGACUAAGAUUUACAGGAUUACUCUGUACAUCGAGAGGGAUCCUUCCAUUUUCCAAGAGAUCUUCCUCUUAGAUAGCUCUAGCAACCCCUGAAGGACCCCGAAAUAUUGUCACAGUUAUACCACUUGGAAGUUCAAUUUGCCCAUCGCCACUUGCUUGCCAAUCCAACGGAUGUGGGUCGUCGAGCGCGUAAAACACCACCUGCGCACAGCCCUUGCAAUAUAAUAUAGUCAAGCUUGCUGAUGAAAAUUCGUAGAACAUAGGGCGUUCGGCCGAAUCGAAGAAGUUGUCAGGCACUUCUAAGCUCUUCCAAGCGUCCUUCUACAACUUGGUUACUAAACAGGCAGUGUAAAACUUGGCGGUGGGCUCAUACCAAUUUCUGUGUCAACUUAUCGCGGUCUACGUCCGCCAUGGUAUGUCACUUGCGUCUCGCCGUCUCGGUUUAUAUCACAAGUUUCGCAUCGUCGAUCCUG
Messenger RNA from Lasiosphaeria miniovina, 1902 nucleotides. RefSeq lists its product as uncharacterized. The record is from RefSeq and is a predicted model, not a curated record. Lineage: Eukaryota; Fungi; Ascomycota; Sordariomycetes; Sordariales; Lasiosphaeriaceae. The transcript is spliced from 3 exons. The coding region runs from base 236 to 1522 and encodes 428 amino acids.